Molecule: messenger RNA, 12953 nt
Organism: Uranotaenia lowii
Lineage: Eukaryota; Metazoa; Arthropoda; Insecta; Diptera; Culicidae
Product: titin-like
Exons: 12
Coding region: 1102-9174 (2690 amino acids)
Molecular function (GO): chromatin binding
Source: RefSeq, a predicted model, not a curated record
AUUGUCGAGGGCAGAUCCGUGCUCGUUUGGUCCGCGAAAUUUUCGAAAUUGUGCAAUUUUGGACCAUCGGACAGGCCAAUACGGUGCUUCCGGGCCCAUCGGAACCGUUUCCGCGUCGGUACGCCAUCGAGUACCCGGUUGUGGUGCGCUCGGAAAGAAAAUUUCAGUGAAAAACAGUGAAAAGUUUGCGUAGCUGUCAAAGGUUUUUCGAGUUUUCCACCUUCUUUUUCUCCAAUCCGAGGGCCACGGAUCCGUGUUGUUGCGGUGUGUGCGUGUGACGUUGGACGCCUGCUUCUCGCGUCGUUCGUCGUCGGGUCAGACUCGUCUAAAUUCGUCGUUCGCGGUCGUGUUGCGGCUUGUUCGCGGGUGUGUGUGCGGUCGUGCUGCCGAGUGGUGCAAUUUGUUUACAAUUUUUUGCUUCGUGUGGGCGAAACGAGACAACAUCGGUUGUUUAUUGGCGUUCGGGUGGUGCUCGGCUCACCCGAGCCAGUUUCGGUUGAACCGAAGUAGUUGAAAACAAACUCCCGAACAGGGUUCGGGUUCUGGUGUUCGGCUUUCAUUCGGGAUUGUUCGGAUAAACGAAGUUAACCAUCCAUGCAAAACUCUGUAAACAGUGUGAGAUAAGUGAUUUAAACGAUUUUGGCACCAGGGGUGCCUACGUGUGAGUUUGUUUGUUUCCAUUUGGCUUGAUGUGAUUGUGUUGUUAUUUCGGUGGUUGACGGAUUUGUGAGGGUAAAUACCGAACUUUCCGUUCAUCUCGAGAUUGCGUUCCAUCGUCGCCGAGGGAGAAGAAGAAAAAGAAGAUAAAUAAAAACAUCUCAAUCUCUACAAGAUUCAUCAACGGAAGCCAUCGAAAUUUAACCUUUUCGGACAAGUGGAAAAGGUCGUUGGGAAAUCCCUUUCGGUUAAGACCCGUUUCGCAGAAACCGACACCUGGGGGCAGAGCAAAGAAUCUUCUUCGCGCAGCAUAUUGUCAACUUCUCUCGCUCCCCGUUCAAGGACGGUCAUUCAACGGGUUCGUUCGUUGAGAUUCAUUCAUUCGAAGACGACCAAAAUGGAUGUCAUCAUUAUCAGCACCGACACAUAAUUCUAGAUAAUCGCAUGAAGACGAAGAAACAGUUGGCAGCGGCCGCAGCCGCUGCAGCAGCUGCCGACAAGAUAACCCCUGGGGUCUCGACUUCAGCAUCCUCGACAUCCGGUACGACAACAUCCACUACUUCUGUUACAACACCAACCCGAUCGCUACCCCUCAAAAAGGCAAUUAAACGUUUACAACCAAAGGGCAAAGAAAGUCCUCCGAAGGCAGUAAGUGGCCUACAAUUGCCCGGAACUACUCCUAAGGCAAAAACCGGUGGUAAUCCAAAGUCUCCUCCACCAAGUAAGACAAGUGACAAUGCUCGAAGUGACUCAUCGACUGCCGCUGGUGCUAGCGGUGGCUCCAAAGCCAAAAAAUCGACCCCAACUAGGAAGGUUACUCCUUCCAGUUCCAGUGGCAGCAAUGCUGCCGCCGCCGGAGAACGGCUCAAAAUUCAGAAGGAACUCAAAAGUCUCGGUCUAACGGCCAUCAAUCAAAUCGGCACCCUCGCCUCGCUGGUCGAGUGUAAACCAUCAAUCAGCGAAAUGGUGAAAACCAAGUCGCGUGCCACGGUUAGCGCCGCCCAAAAGGAUGGAUCAACGACGGCAGCAGCGUCCUCAACGGCCGGUUCUAGUGCCGGCGGUGGUACCCCGACCAAAAAGAAACCGACUGGUGGCGGUUCUCAGAAGCCAUCUCAAAAGGUGCAAGAAGAAUGUGGUGCGAAAAACAAAACAACUCCGGUCACGGUUUCGGCACCCAUGGUGCCGUCGUCAUCUGGAUCAGCUCAGGUGGCGCCCUCUUCUUCGGUCGGGAAUAAAGAAGACGUCAAAAUCCCGGCUACGAAAAGUUCUCCCACCGAGGCCAAAGUGCCGCGGACGAAAAAGAUCGAAAACAAAAACCAAGAUAAUGAAGGAUCCACUGCUACUGGAGCAACAAAAACGACGGCGACGGCAGAACAGAAGCCUCAGCCCGCGAAAAAGGUUCCCGGGUCGGCGGUUGUCGUGAAGCCUAAAUCGAAAAAGGCCCUCCUGUUGGAGGAGCAGAAGAUGGCGGCGACGGCGGCGGCAAAAGCUGAGGAAGCCCUGGCUAAGCAGAUCUUGGCCCAAAAGCUUAAGGAGCAGCAGCAGCAAGAACAAGAGAACGACAAAUCGUGCCCACUCGAGUUGGAGGCCGAUCAUGAUAAAAGUGAUGACUCGGAGGAGGUCCAGAGUCGCAUAGAAGAUAUUAUGAAGACGCUGGAAGAGGACGACGAUGAUGAGAUGAUGGGGGAUUCGAGUGUAGUUAAGAUUUUGGAAGUCAAGCUACCGGUCAAAGAUCAACCCGAGGAAAAGAAACCGCCAAUGGCAAAGGUUGAAAAACCUAAAACGAUCGCCAAAUCAAGAAAAUCUCCUCCUAAGAAGCCCGUUGUUAAAAAAUUAAAUACAAAAUCAACGGUUGAAGAAAAAAUUGAUACUAAUGAGACAGGUGAAACAAGCGAUACGACCAAACGAAAAAGUAAUUUAAAGGAUCAAGAAAGUUCUAAAAUUUUAACAGAAGACAUUAAAACGAAUGUUCCUACAAAUAAAAAGAAAAAAUCUGAAACUAAGCCUAAUAAUCAAGUUAAACCUAAUCCUGUGGAGACACUUUCACUUGAAGUAUCUACGAGUAAGGAUUCCACUAUUGAAGAAGCUAUUGACUCAUCAGAUCCCGUUAAAACAAUUCGAUCGUCUACCGAAAACGAUGAUGAUCUUCCGCUAAAUUGCUUGAAAACAGAUCAAACUACUGAUAAUCUCGAUGGUUUUGCGAUUCCAAAAACUCCAGCAUCCGCCAAAUCAACUGGAACUCCUUCAACUACUCCUCAGCAAACUACACCCAAAAGUAAGAAAAAAUAUGUUCGCAAACCUGCCGGAUCAAUACCUCGAAAAAAGGCUCCUACCAAAUCAAAAUCGGUCUCCAGUGCCUCCCCGAAAUCUCUCGACAGCGACAUCAAACCAGAGAAAAAAGACAUCUAUGAUUUCGAUGACUCUGAAGACGAUUCCGAUAGCUCACUAAAGCCGGGAAAACCGAGCUUCAAACGGAAACUUACGGAAUCCUCAACAUCUUCCAAAGCUGACGAAGAAAAGCCGGAACCAUCCGAACCUGGAAAGUCUCCAGUAGUUCCUCAAGAAAAAGUUCCUUCGAGCGAAUCUGAAAGCGAAGAACCAAUUAAAAAACCACCCACCAAGAAAGCUCAACCCAAACAAAUUUCCAAAAGUAAGUCUCCUGCUACAAAAGACAAUCAGACGGAGGUUAAGGAAAAGUCCGACUCAACCGACUCCGAGGAUCAUGAACCCAUAAAGCCUAAAAAGUCCCCAGCCAAACAAAAGCCUCCAUCACCGAAAAAGGAAACUCCUCAACCGCGAAAUACUCGCAAAAUUCGCUUUGAAGAAGGCUCCGAAGAUGAUGAAGACGAGGAAGACGACGACGACAAAGACCUUGAUCCGGACGAGCGUCGUCCAACCCCGAUCAGCAAACGCAUCAAGCAGGAAGUUCGGGACACUUCAUCUUCUUCCGAAAAUGAAGACGAAGACGAGGACGACGAUGACCCGAACAACGAGGAACCUCUCGGCUCAGAUUCCUCUCAAGAUUCCGUAAGAACCCGAAUCGUUAAAAAGCGCCUUACGGCCAAAACAAGGCACCUCAAGCUGUAUGGAUUCUGGUCCGGUCCGAAACGGCAUCGGGUGGCCUCUCUCAAUGCCAUCGCCAAGGUGCACUGUUUGUACGAAAACGAAACCCGAUCGGCGCUGGAAGCGAAUCUGAAGCCGGUGCCGCCGAAGGCCGCCAGGAUCAUCGUUAUUAAGAAGGAGGAAAGGGUUGAGGAAGCUGUCGUCGAGAAGAAACCAGCGGAACGGAAGGAAACUGCAAGUGUGGAAUCGGUUGAAGCGGGCCCUUCGAAACCUAUCGAGUCUAAGGAGAAGGUGGAUGAGAAGAAGGUUGAAGAGAAGAAGAAGAUUGAUGAGAAGAAAGUUGACGAAAAGAAAAAGGUUGAGGAGAAAUCUGAUAAGAAAACCUCAGAUGAUAAACCGAAAGUUAAGGACGAAAAGAAAAAGGUCGUCAAAAAGGUUGAGUUCAAGGAAGAUGUUAAGAAGAAGGAGAGCAAAAAGGUUCAGAUAAAAACUGAAAACUUUGAAGAAAAGAGAAAAGCAGAUCGCAUGAAGGAGAGAGAAUUGCUCCGGGAAGGAACCGAAUCAGAGAGUGAGAGUGAAGAAUCGGAAGAAGAAGUUAUCACCAGAACUCUCCGAUGUGUACCGGGUCUGCGGGGGGCUGGAAAGCAUUGGGACCCGAAUGCCUCCAGCAUGGAAUCGGAGGGCGAUGAGUUGCCCGACUCAGAUGAUACAUACGCUCACGGAAAGGAUACCGAUCCAGCUUCGGUGAAGAAGCGCAAAGUCAAACGGAAAGUCAUCAAGAAAACAAAACCAAAACACGAAAAAACCGAAAAGUCUGAAAAAUCAGAAAAUCCGGAUGAAAAGGAAGAAGGUCCUCCCGACAAGCCACGCAAACCACCCGCUAAGAAGAUUAAAAAGGAAGCCAAACCUUCCGGCUCGGAUGGGGAAAAGAAAGGUGAAGAGGCCAGCUCCUCCUCAAAUGAAUCGGGUGAAAAGACUUCCGUUACUCCAAAGGAGGAAAAAUCGGAACAACCGGCUCCGGUCAAGAAAAGGCGCAAGCGGAAACCGAAAGAGAAAAAAGAGUUGCUGGAACCACUAGGGAAGAAACGAAUGGCCAGCCUGAAUGCCACUGCUAUGAUGGCUGCAACUUAUGAGGUGCAGCGGAUUCUGUAUCGUAAUACCGAUUCGGACUCGGAUGCUGAAAAACCGGCCGAGAAAGUUCCGAAGACAGCUAAGAAGGUUAAGGAACCGAAAGCUCCCAAAGAGAAGGGAGAGAGUGAAAAGAAAGAGCCUAAAGAGAAGAAGGAACCGAAAGCUAAAGCCGAAGGGGAAAAGUCUGCUGAGAAAGAACCUAAAGAAAAGUCUAAGAAGGCGAAGGACAAAGAGAAGGAGAAAGAGAAGAAGCAAGAUGACGAGAAAGUUCAAGAGACUCCUGUAAUAAUUAAGAAUGAACCGAUGCGAGAGAGGAGAGAAGAGACAACCGAAGUCAAGCGGGAGAUUGAAGAGCCUCGACCGAUGUCCAGCAAUUUGGUCAUCGCUCAGGACACCGAAGUGACCAUAACUGGAGUUUACGUAAACUCCGCACUCGGUACCAAUCAGGAGGCAUACUGCAAGAUGCAGUAUCGCGUCCAGCAGAGCGUAACCGAGGAGCGAGUAGUGCGACCGGGGGAAGCUCCGCCCAAAUCCUACACUCCUCUGACGGCGCUCUCCAGCAUGCGGCCACCAAACGAUCAAGUUCUCACCACGCCCCCACUAUUCGGAUCCCAACCCUCUGGUUGCGAUUCACCGCUUGGGCUGGGACCUCCACGUUCGUUUUACCCACCGCCCACAUCGUCCUCGGGCAGUUCCAGCGCAUUCUGUGCCCCGAUUCCUCACGAUAGUCCAGGUUAUUAUCAACCGGCCGGUCCGUUGAUAUCUCCUCAUCUGUUAUCGCACCCGGGGCCAGGAGGACCAUCGAGUGCUAGUAGUUCCAGUACGAUUACUAAGCAGCAGCCACCGGAUUCGGAUUCACCGGUCCAGUCGCUGCAGCAACCGCCCUCAUCGUCGACGGCCGAUAGUACAGAUAGCGAUGUGCUACUGACAGGUGGUGACCUCACGUCCCGAUCGCAGGCGUUCCGGUUCGGCCCAACAGGACCGCAGAACCUGUAUCCGCGGCCGGUUCAGAUGCACUGUCCCCCGCCUCAUCUGCCACCGAACUACUACGCAGCGCCACCCUACAGCCAGUACCCGCCGGAGAUGUACUACGCCCACGCGUACCCACAGGCGGCUCAUUUCUAUCCGAAGUUCGCCCACUACUACCCCAGCCGACGGUACUACCCGGGACAUCCGGGACCCCCAGAGGCGCACAUGUACGAACAGGCGCCACCGCCCUCGAGUGCCUCGGUCGUACCACCCCCUCCCGGUGCCCAAUUGGUACCUGCGGGUUCCCAGGGACCCCCGCAGCACCUGGAACACUAUCCGGGACCGCAUCCGCAUCCGUAUCCCUAUCCCGGCUACGGAAGUCCUGGCCCGGGGCCCGGUGGGCAGUGUUACUCGCGUAACCUGCAACCCCCACCGUAUAUGGAUGCACACUACACGACGAAUUGUCCCUGUCCGAUGCAGUCGUGUCCAAAAAACGUCAAUGCUGGGUCCCUUAUUGGUAUCAAGGCCAGUAAGGGCCCAGUAACCACCGCAACAACCCCUAACCAUCAUAUCGAAAGUACGACCGCAGUUGGAUCGCUGUCCAGCUCUGUUCUUACCAAUGCCAACACCAACACCAACACCACAUCUAACACCACAGAACCAAUCAUGAUCUCUUCCGGUUCUUCGACGUCUUCGUCACCUCCAGCUUUAGAUAUUCACUCGCCAAUUGUGCACCCGCCGCACCCUUCGGAAGUUGUAUCAUCUUCCGGCACCACUACGACUCUUUCGGUUACAACGACAACCGUGAGCAGUGCUCCCAUCACCAUCACAACCACUACCCACUCUACCGAACCAAAGGUUAAACCUGAAAGUGACCUGAACCUGUACCGAGAUAACUAUCAUCUGCUUCAUCAUCACUACUACCCGCAUCACCACCAUCAUCGUCCUUCGGCUCCUCUGCCCACACAUCCGAUGAACAACUUCGAUCCGAGCGCCACGAUCAAGGAAGAACCUUCGACGCCAACGCUCGAAUCCGAGUCAAAAUCGGUUGGCAACAUUCCAAAAAUGUUACCUCUCACUUCAGUUGCGACAGCGAUCGUCAAGCAGGAACUGGCCGAGGUCAAACGGGAACCCGAGCUACUGUCCAUUGUUACCUGCUGCAAGAAGGAAGACUUCGAAGAAAAUGGACCGGCCAUGACCCCGGAUCUGCUGCUGGAUGAAACCCUUAUCAAGAAGGAAACUUUGGCGGAUUGUUUGGCCGAUCCUUCGAAGCUGGACGCAAUUCUCCAAGAAUCGAUCACCAGCGAUAAAGCUAGUAUUAAUAAUGGAAAAGUACAAUUAAUUGAUAGUGCCCAGCCAGAUAUUCCUGCGUCCACCGUCAAGCGGAGAUCGCUACUGGUGGCCUGCAAGAAGAACAGCCCGAAAAAGUCACCUCCCAAUAGCUAUAAGAAUCUUAUAAAACGUACAAAUGAAACCGAGAGCACCAUCACCGUACUAAGCGACGACGAGGAGGAAGCCGAAAUGGCCUCGGCCGUCGUCACGCAUAACCUAAUGCCGAAGAAGAAACCCAUAAGUGUAAAGCCCAGACGUUUACUCAAACGAACGCGCCGUAUUUUCGGUGCCGAACAGCACCUCAAGAAGUAUUCGAGAUCGUCCGUGGUCAAGGCUCGAAAGGUUCAGAGGGUGCAACAGAAGCGACCCUCUUGUAUUCCACGGAUUAACACGAAUACUCCUGAGGCCUUAACACCCUCAGAAACCAUUCUAUUACAAGAUGAUCGUUUAGCGCAAACGAACUCUUCCACAUCACUACCGAUUGAGGAGGUACCACGCCCUAUGUCAAACGUCGACCUAACGAUUGAUCUAGUAGCCAAGGGAUACUUCUCGGAGCCCGAACUCAAAACAACAACAGACGCCAAAGUUUGCUCCCGGGCGCUCAAAAGGCUCAAACAAUCGGAUGGUCGAUCCCAGUCGGAACAAAACAGGCGGAAACGUGAUCGCAGCACCGAUCAAGCCAAACCAAACACAACAACCAUUUCUAAAAAAGUCAAGAAAGUUACUGACCAACAAAACAACUUCGAUUUUGACAAACGAAAGAACAAAAGCAAGAAGGUCGACCCCGUUGAAACGGCCUCAGAAACCCCAAAAAUGCCUAAGAAGACAGCUGACAAGAAGACGAAGAAGAAUGAUACCAAAAAUCGAAAACCUAGCGGAUCCAAAACGCCCAAGCGAGCUACCUCAACUCCGCUACCUCCUGCAGUGGACCCGAUCGGCCCAACCGAAGUUGUUGCGACUCCGGUCGACAACGAAACCCUUCUGGACAUCAGCGGCAUCGAUACGGCCGACUCGGCUACGAUCGACGAUCGGGAAACCGACUACGACGAUGCGGCCACGAUGCUAGUGGACGACGAUAUGAUGAGCGUGGACACCAACACGAUGAUCAAUCGACACAAUAACAAUAACAACAGUGCGGUGGAAAACAAAAAUGCUCUGGAGUCGGCUCCGGAAGAUGAUGAUCCUCUACGAGUGGAUACACAAACCGAACAGGCUGAACCGGAACAACUUCCUUCAACGGCUAUAGCUCCUUCAACGACUACAGAACUGGACGAUUUCGACGAAGACGUGGAAGAGAUCAUGCUAGCCAAACGUAGCUCCCUGGCGCUAAAACGAUCGUCCCGAUCUCGCUCUAAGACUAAAUCCCGUAAAUUUAGCACCCGUAAGCGGCACCGGGUCCGGUUGGCUCAGAUCGAAGAGAUCAUUGUCCCUCGGAAGAGUACCAGCGUCCCACGCUGGAGCAACGGAUGGAUCUGGGAGGGGCAACCCUUCCAGGGAAAAGUUUUCCUUAAUAGCGACGAUUUGCCGGUGCUGCGCACCUGCUACCCAGCGAUGCGCCACUCGGAAGGUGACGUUAUACGACCCAGGGAUUGUGUGUUGUUAAGAGCCGGGAGCAAACGGGCUGAAUUACCUUACGUGGCCAAAGUUGCACAUUUGUGGGAAAAUCCAGAAGAUGGUGAAAUGAUGCUGUCGCUGCUGUGGUACUACCGGCCGGAACAUACCGAGCAAGGACGGCAACCGGUCGAUGGACCGGACGAGGUGUUUGCAUCCCGCCACAAGGACCACAACAGUGUGGCCUGUAUCGAGGACAAGUGCUACGUGCUGACCUUCGCCGAGUAUUGUCGAUUCCGCCGGCAGUUGAAGGGCAUCGAGGAAAGCAUUGACGAACAUCCUUCCAUCGUGCCACCACUUCGGCGAGAAAACCCUCGCCUUCCGCCACCGCUCAUUUCGCCCGAGUUGGUCAUGUACUGUCAGCGAGUAUACGAGUUCCGGUUGAAGCGGCUACUGAAACAACCCUCCUAGUGCCGGCGUCUGGUGGUAGUAGAACGGUCAAGCCGUAGUAAACCCAUCCCGGGAAAUCUGUCUACCACCAGCACGACGACACCAUUGCCGCCAAAUCCUCAGAAGCAAAUAGAGCAAACCACAAAAACAGCAGUGUCAACGAUAACAUCAUCAACAACAACAAUGGUGGAACAGCAACAAUCAACUCACAUAUCCACAGAUGAAUAGGCGAUUUUUGAAAAAUUGUGGUCCCAGUUUUUUGCAGGAACGCCUACUGCGAGCGCUUGCCCUAUACACACACACGUACUAAUACAUGUACACAAACAAUAGGUACUAAAAACUCUAGGAAACAUACACACACAAAAAUAAACACACAACAGAAAGACCCUGUUGAGCAUAUAUUUAUUAGUAUAGGAGUAGUCAUUUAUCGAGUUCUAGUCCCGGGAGUAUGCGCGAAACAAUAGUUAUGAUGAUGAGCGGAAUGACACAAACACUAACUUACACAAAACAACAACUACAUCUAAAGUAAUUCAAAUUCCAAGCCUACUGAUUGUGUUUUUAUGUAGGGAAACGUACUUUUUACACGCUGAUUUUUUGAUACCUUUUAUUUGGGAAAACCGACUUUUGUUAAUGUAUUAUUAUUUUUUUCUAACAAUUUAUUUAAAUAUCUUUAUUAUUUGCUUACCCAUGUGUAUAACUGAUAAGUGCUGCAAGUUUACACACGCUGAUACAUAUUUCUUUACCUCUUUAUUUCAUAGAACAAAUGAAAGUUUUGUUAUAAUUUAUACCAGUUAAUAAUAUUAUUUGUACAUACUUACUACAUGUAGAGCGUUUUUCCUUCCUCUGUUCGAAAACAUCAAUAAAUCUGAUUUACAAGAAAAUGCACCAUUAGCUAAAGCGAAAAAAGCGGAAAACAAGCAAACUAAAUGAAUCAAAAUCAAAAUCUAUUCUAAAGGAAUCAGUAACUCUUAGAGUAAACGAGUUGAGAAAACCAUACAAAAAAUAAACUAUACCUACUACUAAAGGAAACAAUCGAAACUUUCGAACAAUAUUUAUUGUGCUACAGUAGCGAACAAAAACAAGGCGCCACAUUAAGUGAAAAGAAGAAGAAGAAAAAACAUCAUCAUUGUUGUGUAGGUUUUGGCGUAACAAAAAAAAAGGUAAACAAUUGAACCGAUAAUCUUUAGGAACCGAGCAGUGUGUGUGUAACGAAAAAUAAACAAACAAAAUUAUAGGGAAAAAUAUUGUAACCAUUACUUUGUUGUGAGUCGCUAAAAAACUUUAGAGCAGACUGUUCGGAAUGUUUGUUUUCUAACUUUGAAUCAAACGAAACGCACUUUUUGGGAUAGAUUUUCAGUGGAUUGGGAGUGGUGGAAAAAUGAGAACCAAGAAAAAAAAUUUAUUUACAUUAGCAAAAAAUUAUAUGUUGAUAAUUCACAACUAUUGUGAGUUAGCAAAUAAUCUAAAUUAUGAGUAAUCUGAAUUUUUCGUAAACUGUAUUCUGAGUAAACUGGAUUCUGAGUGAACUAAAUUCUGUAUUUUCUAAGCAGAGAUGUUAGGUGUUCUGAUUAAUCAGGAUUUGUCUUGAUUUUCGAGAACCGUUCUGAUUUUUGAAAACCAUCAAAUUGUUCUGAUUUUUGAAAAUUUGUCAUAGUCCUGAUUUCUACUGAUUUUUAAUAAACAUCUCAAUUUUGAUUAAAUUUGUAAUUAAACAAUAUGAAAUUAGAAGAAAUCUGUAAUAAAAUAUUUAAACUCGUUUCACCGAUGAUAAUUUUCGGUUCAGAUGAUAUUUAUAUGGUGUUUCUCGAUAUGAACCGCAAGACAGCCAAGCAAGACAGCCCUUGUAUUUCGCUUUCAUUUAUGCAAUCCACACAGAGCUGAAUAUUAUUAUUCCAUGAAUUCAAAGCUGUCCUGGAAAAUCCUGAUUUUUUUCUUUGCGGUGUCUGAUUUUUGAUAAAUCCACCUGGCACCCCUGAUUCUAAGGUAAAUGUUUGAGUAUCUUGAAUGCUGAGUAAUCCAAUUAUGAGUAAUCUGGGUUCUAAAUUACCUUAAUUCUAGGUAGUAUGAAUUUUGGGUAAACUAAAUUCCGGAUAAACUUAGUUUUGAUUAAACUGUAAUCUUCUUUCUGAAUGGACUGAGUUCUAAGUAAUCUGAAACUUGAGUUAUCAGAGUUUCUAUUGAACUUUGAUUAAUCUGCUGAGCUCUGAUAAUUUUAAGCUUCGAUUUUGAACAAUCUGAGUCCAAACAAUCCUGACCCACUGAAAAAUCUGUCAUAUACUUAGAAAAGAGUUCCACAAACUUUUUAGUGAAUUUUGAAUAAGUGAAACGAUUUCAAUUUUUAGCGUAAAGUAAGUGUUAGUUAUCUCAAAUAUUUUGAAGAGUAUUUCAACUAUAUUUAGAAUUUCCCCAACAAAUGAGUUAGUUGAGCUAAUAGAUUGAAACGGCUGCUUACGUAUUUUGCAGAACCUUAUCAUUUUACUAAAAAUUUGGAAACAAAAUAAAUAAACACAAAUACCAAUCAAACUAAGUGCGGAACGUAAGAAAUUAAAUGGUAUACACUGAGUUGAUCUAGUAAAAACAAAACAUUACCUACUACUCCAAAUAUACACACAUUUAAAAUAUAAAACAAAAUUGGCGGAAAAACAACUAUUAUAACUAACAAACAAAAUUAAUAAAAUAAAAUCAUACCAUAUACACUUUUAGGAAACGAUACACAAAAAUGGUUUAAAAAUACGGCUCAUACACACAUGCGAAACAAAAAAAUAAAACAAACAAACACUGGCAUAGAAGAUCAACAAAAUUUACGACAACAACAACUACAAGUGAACAUUAUCGUGUAAGUAGAAAAGGUGCAAAUUAUUUCAUAUGGAGGAGUUCCCACAAAACCCAAAUCCAGAGGAAAAUUGAAAUUCACUGUUUUCUAAUGUUUCCCAAAAUUUUCACUGGAAGAAGAUUUAAUUUGUUUCGUUUCCUAAAACGAAUUCUUAACACAUAAUCUAUGAUGAAAAUUCCAUCUUUUUGUAUGACGAUGUUAUUAAAUCUUUACAUCACAUACUUGGUUUUCCUUCCGCGUCGAUUCUCGAUUAGGUUUUCAGACAUUAACAAAUUAAUAACAAAAACUCCCUUUAGAAAGUUGUUGUUAGCUUUUAUUUGCUUGUAAGAGAGAAAACACAAGUAGAAACUAUGGGUUUCAUUAAGAUCACAUAAAAGAGAGAGAGAAAAACACAAUCGGUCUACAAAUAAAGUACCCUAGCGAUUACGUUUAGACUAUAAGUUUGUACUUUUUGUAUUAUUAACUUUUAUCUAGUUUUCGUAGCGUUACACAAAAUAUUCAGAAUAUCUCUCUCGAUUUUAGUCGCGCUUUCUGUAAUUAAAAUGGAUGCUUUUUUCCUUCUGAAGUUCUAGUUCUAGUAAUUUAGCAGUUAAGUCCUGAUUCUAAGUGCUCCCUCGAAGCCCUUUGUAAAGAGUACACUUACGAUUAACUAUUAUUGGUGUAAUUUUUUAAGUGAUCCAACCCUUGUUUGAGUGCAGGAAUUAAGCAAAAUACAAAAAUUAAGAAACCACAAACAAACAAAUCUGGCUAAUACUAAAAAUAUACAAUUACUAUGCAUAUGGUUCUGACGCGAUAAAAAAUAACUAUUGCGCGAACAAUGAAAAUGAAUUGUUAGAUUGGAAUAUGCAUAAGUACAUACAUAUGUAGCCGGCUAGUGGGAAAUUAAGCAAGCAGGUUAAUCCAACAAACACACACACGAAAUACUAUGUGACAAAUGAAAUUGGAGAAAAAAUAAUCAAAAAUUCAA